Molecule: messenger RNA, 733 nt
Organism: Aedes albopictus (Asian tiger mosquito)
Lineage: Eukaryota; Metazoa; Arthropoda; Insecta; Diptera; Culicidae
Product: adenosine 5'-monophosphoramidase HINT3
Exons: 3
Coding region: 172-639 (155 amino acids)
Molecular function (GO): catalytic activity
Source: RefSeq, a predicted model, not a curated record
ACCAUAUAAAUAACUGUUCAAAGUUCAAAACAAUCAACGUCAGUAGUUGCAAUCUGUGAAAUCACCUGUGAUCUAGUUUUUAAUCAACGCAUAGCAAGUUGUUCCUUCUUCAAACUACUGCCUUCAACACCCUUAUCAAAUAGACUAGAAACAGCAAACUCACUCCAGAUAAUGACAUCAUCACCAACCCGUACCGUGCUAGAACGAUGCAUCUUUUGCAAAAUCGUCACCGGUCAGGACCCGAACGCCUCGAUAGUGUACCAAAACGAGCGCAUCUGCAUCUUCAAGGACAUCCGUCCGGCGGCAGAGCAACACCUGUUGGCCGUCCCGAAGUACCAUCUGGAUGACGUGCGCGCACUGACCUCGGCCGAACGACCCCUGUUGGAGGAAAUGCGAAAGGAACUGGGCAAUGUGCUGAAAGACCAAUUCCAAAUUGAUCCGGCGGAGGCACUGUUCGGGUUUCAUGUUCCACCAUUUACGACGGUCAAGCAUCUACACAUGCACGGCAUGGGUCCGGUGGGCAGCAUGGGAUUCCUUUCCAGGAUGAUCUUUCGACCGAAUUCGAUGUGGUUCAAUACGGAUCAAGCUGUUUUCAAUCGGAUUCCAGCGGUUUCCCAGGAUGAAACAGGAAGUCAGUAAGCUCAACAUUUCUUCCAAGGUAAUUUUAUAGUGUUAUGAGAUUUUAAUGCAUACUAUGUUAAACAUGAGAGGUUGGUGUUGAUCAUCUAAUUCA